Molecule: messenger RNA, 1419 nt
Organism: Scheffersomyces amazonensis
Lineage: Eukaryota; Fungi; Ascomycota; Pichiomycetes; Serinales; Debaryomycetaceae
Gene: PTC7
Product: type 2C protein phosphatase
Exons: 1
Coding region: 204-1343 (379 amino acids)
Biological process (GO): protein dephosphorylation
Molecular function (GO): protein serine/threonine phosphatase activity
Source: RefSeq, a predicted model, not a curated record
UGUAAAUUUUCCUGGUUUUUUCAUCCCGAUUUUUUUCCUCUCUCUUACCUUUUUCUUAGUUUGAUUGGACACAGCUUAAGUACGGGACUGCAUACACCCACCCAUUUAGUUAAUUAACUGGGAGAACUAUCUACCUAAAGCAAUAACUAAUUGGAAGUUAAGGGAAUUGAAAGAGGAAUAAUUGAAUUUUGUCAUAUAAAUUUAUGGCUAGAAGAUAUUACUUAGUUUGCAUUUUUUUUGUUCUUAUAUUCCCUAUGUUAUUAUCAUAUAUAGCUAAAAGAGGUAGUAUACCUAUUGGACGUAAUUUAGGGUCUAAAACAAUUCGAUCCACGAGAUCAUUUAGUAUUUAUUCUUCAACAUCAGCUAAAUCUGGUGGUAAUAGUUCUAAAAGUUUUGGAACUUCAGCUUCAACUCCAACUCCAUCUUCUACAUCAUCAUCUGCUGCAACAAAUUAUGAUAAUUCAAUUCAUUCAUUAAAAAAUUAUGAUGUAGCAGUAGCUUAUCAACCAAAGGAUAGAGAAGAAUCAAAUUUAUUUAAGAAAAAGAAUAAUAAUAAGAGAAGUCCAGCAUUAGAAUCACCUACUGGUGAAGAUAAUUUAUUUGUAUCAAAACAAUUCGAUGAUGGUUAUAUAACAUUAGGAGUAGCUGAUGGAGUAGGUGGAUGGUCUGAAGCAGGUUAUGAUUCCUCUGCUAUAUCACGAGAAUUAUGUGCAUCUAUGAAAUCUAAAUUUGAAUCAUUAACUGAUAGAUCUAAUCUUAGUCCUAAACAAUUGCUAACGUUUGCAUUUGAAGAAAUAACUAAUUCAUCUAAAGUUGAAAUUGGUGGUACUACUGCUUGUUUAGGAAUAUUAACCCCAGAUAAAAAAUUAAAAGUUGCAAAUUUAGGUGAUUCAUGGUGUGGAUUAUUUAGAAAUUAUCAAUUAAUUAAUGAAACCAAUUUUCAAACUCAUAAUUUUAAUACUCCAUAUCAAUUGGCAAAGAUUCCUCGUCAAAUUGUUAGACAAGCAGAAAUUGAAGGUAGAAGAUAUAUAAUUGAUUCACCUUCAAUGGCUGAUGAAUAUGAAUGGGAUUUACAAAAAGGUGAUGUAAUUAUGUUUGCUACAGAUGGAGUAACUGAUAAUGUUAUACCUAAAGAUAUAGAAAUAUUUUUAAAGGAUCAAAUUGAAGGUCAAGGUGAUAGUUUAAAAAAUGUGGCUAAUUCAUUUGUUAAAGAAGUAGUUAAAGUCUCUAAAGAUCCUAAUUUCCCUAGUGCUUUUGCUCAAGAAUUAUCUCGCUUAACUGGUCAAAAGUAUUUGGGUGGUAAGGCUGAUGAUAUCACUAUAGUUUUAGUUAGAGUCCAGUAAAUGAUGAUAUGUUUGCUAAACUAAUGUAUGUAUAUUAGAGAGUCGUAAAAUAUAUGUAUGUGUAUUUUUUUUUGCG